Lottia gigantea (owl limpet) is the source of this 3658-nucleotide messenger RNA. RefSeq lists its product as hypothetical. NCBI's taxonomy places the organism in Eukaryota, Metazoa, Mollusca, Gastropoda, Lottiidae. Gene Ontology annotation, biological process: integrin-mediated signaling pathway; cell-matrix adhesion; cell adhesion mediated by integrin. Gene Ontology annotation, molecular function: integrin binding. Bases 143 to 3397 code for a protein of 1084 amino acids. Gene Ontology annotation, cellular component: external side of plasma membrane; integrin complex. The record is from RefSeq and is a predicted model, not a curated record. The transcript has 23 exons.
GUAUUUUAAAAAAAAAUUACAGGGACACAAAAGUGUUGUAAACUGUCAUAAAAUAAGUGCAUUCAACAUUGAUAAUAUUGCGUUAUUCAAGGAGAAGCAUACAAGUGCAUAUCGUGGAAUUUAAGUGCGUUUUAUAAAAAUAAUGGGGAAGUAUGAUAUAGUGUUCGUGUUGUUAUUGCUAAACAUUAAUCAUACACUAUGUUAUAACGUAGAUAUCAACAAUACAGUCAUAUUUCAAGGAGGUGGAAAUGACACACAAUUUGGUUAUACUUCAGCAUUCGUCAUUGAUAGCAACUCCAUUACAUUGAUAAUAGGUUCACCAAAUGAUAGCUCCAGUUCAGCUAAUACUGGUGCGAUAUAUUUCUGUGAUGUCAAUGAUCAAAAUUCAUGUAGAAAAUCUUAUUCCUCUCCUUACAAUUUAAUACAAGAUCCUGUAACCAAAACCUAUUCUACGACAAAUGAAGGCUUUGGCACCUCAAUUAUUCCAUUUUCAUCAUCAACAAUAAUGGUCUGUGCGCCUGGUUGGAAGGAUCUACAGAUUACUGACAGGGUUUUUGUUAUUGGUAGAUGUAUACUUGUCAAUAUGACGUCAGAUACACCUGGAAUCAAAACCUCACCUUCAGUUGCAAGUGGAGACUUAAUCCAGGAUCGGUAUUUUAAAUAUGCUAUGCUCCAAGUAGGAUUUUCUGCUGCUAAAAUAACGGACAUCAGCUUUGUGAUGGGAACGCCUGGUAUGAACGAAUGGACUGGAGGAUUUCUUGUGAACAAAUUAAACCGUAUAAACAAUUUUCUGGAAAUUCCUAAUACAGGUUUUCCUACCCUUUCCUCUCAACCCCGAGAGCAAAAUCAUAUGUUGUUAGGAUAUGCAGUGGCUAGUGGUAAAUUUUGUGAUGGUGAAAGAGUAUGUUUUGUUGCUGGCGCCCCUCGUUACGAUAAUAGUGGAAAGGUAUAUGUAUAUGAACAAUUGGGAUCUACAUUUGACAAGCAAAUAGUAGCAUUAGAUGGUCUGACUGCUCCUGAUGAUAUGUUUGGCUCGUAUUUUGGUUCAGUGGUGGCUGCAGCCGAUUUGAAUGGAGACGGAUGGGAUGACAUAUUAGUGGGUGCGCCUACUUACACUGAUGCAUCCAAAUAUAGAAAAGAGGAUAUUUUCUCCAACGAAGGGCGUGUUCUGGUUUUCUACAGUUUAGGAAAUGCUCAAAUAUUAAAGAUAAACUUUAAUCGUAAUUCUGCCAUAUUGUCUGGGACGAACACACCAUUUUCAAGAUUUGGAUCCUCUAUAAGUAAUCUAGGCGAUAUAAAUGCGGACAGUUUUGACGACAUAGCAGUUGGUGCUCCGAAUGAAGAUGAUGAUAGAGGGGUCGUGUAUAUUUAUCACGGAGGUAAUGGCGGUAUCAACAAAGAUUUCACUCAGAGAAUCACAGCUCAAACUAUCAGAGAUGACCUUCGUGGAUUCGGGUCACAUAUUUCAAGGCCAAUGGACGUUAACGACGAUAGUUAUCCAGAUUUAUCAGUUGGCAGCGUGUAUUCAGGAAAUGUGGUGGUUUUAAAAACUCGACCUAUCGUUGACAUUCGGGUUAGUCUGGAAUUUGAAGAGGAACGGAUCAACUUAAUACCAAGGAAUUGUCCAUCGGUGACUGGUAUAGAAAGUUGCAUCAGGUUUAAAGUGUGCUUCACUCAUGGUGGUCGGAAUGUUCCUAUGACUAUUGAUGUGUCAUACAAUGUGUCUGUGGAUGUCAAGGCAAUAAGAGAAAGAGCUCGUUUAGAGAAACCUAUUAGAGAACCAGUGAAUUUAAUCAAAGCAGCUACAUCCUGUACACAACAUACUAUUGUUACUUACGAGACACCACGAAUAGCUGACCCGUUCUCCGCUGUACAAGUCAAGCUAGAGUAUAAAAUGAUAGAGCCUACAACCAAACCAGGCGACAUACAACCAAUUGCUAACCAAAGUCGCACAAACUCCAUCGUCAAAGAUAUUUACUUUCAACUGCAAUGUGGUACCGAUAAUUUAUGUGAAGUUGACUUGAAACUAAGUAGCGACAUUUCCCGAGCUCCUAUUGCAGAAUAUAUCAUUGUCAACAAAACAGACCAUGUUCUAUUGAACACUUCUGUCAGAAAUCUAGAAGAAGAGUCGUUUGGAAGUAAGGUUCUGAUAACGUGGAAUGACGAAUUCGUGUACAGGAGAGUUAUUUCCCCUGAUGAUCAACCGGUGACAUGCGACAUUCAAACCGAGAGGCUGAAUUCCACGGAACCAAAUCUUAUUUGCCGGAUAAUCGAACCGCUUAAACAAGGACAGGAGGCAAAGUUUUCCGUGGUUUUAGAAACAGAUAUGUUAAGUUUGACGAAGCCCAACAUGCAUUUUAAUCUGAGCACUGACUCUAGCAGUGAGGAUAUCAACUCUAAAAAUAACCAGGAACAGAUAUCAUCUAAAAUAUGGAUCAUUGCUCAUCCAGAAAUAACAGGAAGUGCGUCCCCAGCGGAAGUGACGGUGGUAAUGGAAGAAGAUCUCGCUUGUCAGAAUUUAUCUAUAACUCAUCGGUAUCAAGUUAUUAACAAAGGCCCGAGUUUUCUACCACCGACGAAUAUUACCAUAGAUCUACCAUAUUAUUAUGAAUCAGGAGAAGAACUCGUUAAAUCGGUAUCAGCAAAGGUGAACUAUGGAAAUGAAAACGAUAUGUUCUUAUCAUGUUUUGUUGUUUCUGGAUUUUCUCCUGGUGGACAAGGCAUGGGUACAACAAUUACAUCAAUAACUGAUGAAACAACAACAACAACAACAACAACAAAACAAUACACCACUAAACCGAUUACAACAAAUACUAAUGAUAAAUCAACCACUACUCCAAGAUCUACCCUCAUUCCCUCUAGACCACCAAGAAAACGUCGUCGAAAGCGAGAAGCCACCAUGGAGGAAGUUGAUGGUUCCAACAGUGUCAGAAUACAUUCAAUGACAUGCAGUGAUUAUAGAUGUAGACAAUUAGUGUGUAUGUUAAACAAGGCUAUUCAACCCAGCGAGAGCGUAGUAGUAAAUAUAACAGUGGACCUGGUAGCUUCUGAUCUCCCUUUAGAGGACAGUGAUGUAUUGAGAUAUGUCAGCGUUGUAAAUAUUCAACAACCAAAACAUAACUUAUUUUAUACGUGGAACCAACAACAGAUAGCAAUGCUAAGUACACGGAUUUUUAAAGAAUAUACACUUGGAGAUAGUGUUAAUAUUUGGAUACCUAUUGGUUGCUGUAUCGCAGCUUUAAUACUGCUAGUUCUUAUCGUCAUUAUACUCAAAAAGUGUGGAUUCUUCAAAAGGAAAAAGAAGGCAGCUCUUCAGAAAUGGAAACGUGAAAGUGGCUAUUAUCAUAGGCAAUCUUCUGAGAAGAGUCGGUCAUCAUCAACCAAAAGCAAGAAAUAGCAUGUAACAUUUGUAUUUUUGUAAUUUAUUGUAUAUAUAACAACUUUUGUAUAUCUGACCUUUUGAUAAAAUUAUUUUGUAUAGAAGUAAUGUAUUUUGUAUAUCUUUUGAAAACUAUUGAUAAUAUUGAAAUCUAUAUAAUAAAUCAACUAUAAACAAUUUUGUACACGAAACUUUUGUAUAUCUGCAAAUUUGAAAUUUUUUUAUGGUAGUAAUGUGAUAUAUCAUUUGGAAACUAUUCAUAAAAUUAAAAGCUAUAUA